AUGGAUUCGUUUAUCGAAGCUGAAAGUUCAAGAUGUGGAGUGCCGAAAGAACUAUUGUUAAAGGAGGUGAAGAAGUAUCUGGAAGAAAUGGGCUUAGAUAAAAAGAUGCAUGUGAUAAGGUGGAUGGGAAUUGUAUUUUUAAAGAUUUCAUUUAUGAUGAAAAUAGGAAUAUAUGUGAAUGAACCAGCCAUACUGAAGCUAAAGGAAAAAAUGGGUCAAAAUCCGGUUCUGUUCCUUCCCACGCAUCGAAGCUAUGCGGACUUCUGUGUACUGACGUAUCUGUGCUACCACUACGACAUUGAACUGCCAGCCGUUGCAGCGGGAAUGGAUUUCUAUUCGAUGGCGGUGGUCGGGCAACGCAUGCGGGAGACGGGCGCCUUCUACAUUCGCCGCAGCAUCGUCGGGGCGCCAUUGUACGCCGCGACCCUCAGGCAAUACGUGAGGACCCUGGUCGCCAAGUACAGCGCCCCCGUCGAGUUCUUUGUAGAGGGCACCAGGAGCAGGAGCAACAAGAGCCUCCCGCCCAAAUACGGCAUACUCUCGAUGAGCCUGGUGCCAUACUUCGCGGGCGAGGUGUCGGACAUAACGAUCGUGCCGGUCAACUUCAGCUACGACCGCAUAAUGGAGCAGACGCUGUUCGCGUACGAACACAUUGGCGUGCCCAAGCCGAAGGAGUCCACGGGGGGGCUCAUCAAAGCGUUACGCAGUCUCAACGACCACUUCGGGAACAUAUACAUCAACUUCGGCGCGCAAAUCUCGCUCAGGGAGUUCCUACGGGACCACAGCCUGGUCACCGGCGAGAUGUUGAAGCCGCCCAGUCUGCAGCAGCUGACUCCAGAGCAGAUUUUACGGGUGCGGGAAGUAGCGCACGAGGUGGUGGCCCUGCAGCAGAACAGCGCCACAGCGACGAUAACGAACUUCGUGGCGUUCGCCCUGAUGGACGCCUUCGCGAGGAACGCAGCACCGCAGUACGAGCGCUUUCUGCUCGAUGUGGAGUGGACGGCGCAGACCCUGCGGGGUUUGGGCGCCUCGGUGUACGAGAGGGACGUAAGGAGCAGCGUGGACAGUAUCCUGGUGGUUCACCAUAAGCUGGUGGUUUUGGAUGGGGACAACCGUCUUCGGCUAGUCGCCGGCGAUCUGAUGGAAGUCUCCAGUGAGGUCAAGGGGAAGAUGAAAGGCCACAUACUAAAGGCAGAGACGAUGGUAAACGCUCUGCCCAUAAUCCAACUUCAGAUUUACGUUAACCCUCUACUGCACUAUGUUGUACCGCCCGCACUAGUUUAUCUUUUGGUAAAGAGAGGAUCGACUACCCGAGAGGAGCUUACCACGGACUAUCACCGAUUGAGGAUGCUGCUGAAACACGAAUUCUUCUACGUCGAGAGGACCAAAAACGACAUAUUUAACGCGGCCGUCGAAUACUGCAUACGAAAUAACGUCAUAGUCAAUAAUCAGAACAUGCUUGUCGCUGGUAACAGUGAGAGGUUACAGUUUCUGCUGGAUUGGUCUUUACUACCGUUCCUCACCAUCCUAAAGCUCUGCAGUGACGUCAUGGCGGAGAAGGGGAGAUGCGAUGGGAAGAAGUUGCUAAAGCUGGUUCAGCAACGGGCAGAGGAAAGCGGCCACCAUCCCUACUGCCUGAGCCUGGAAGCCACCUCCAACUGCUUACAGGGCCUGGUGCUAGCCGGUGCCCUUCAGCAACGCAAGACGGGAAAGGAGACCAAUUACGAGGUGGCGUGUACCACCAUGGAGAGUUACCGAAAAUUGCUGGUUUCGGUGAUGCCGCAAUUGCCAGCCGGCCUCGGCCUCGGUUCUCGCAACGACUUACUGCAGCGCCGCCCGCCCGUCGUUUCGCGCCUG
Messenger RNA from Iphiclides podalirius (scarce swallowtail), 1857 nucleotides. The record is from the annotation of a GenBank genome assembly. NCBI's taxonomy places the organism in Eukaryota, Metazoa, Arthropoda, Insecta, Lepidoptera, Papilionidae.